Messenger RNA from Eubalaena glacialis (North Atlantic right whale), 381 nucleotides. RefSeq names its product WAP four-disulfide core domain 11 (gene WFDC11). The transcript has 4 exons. Bases 1 to 381 code for a protein of 126 amino acids. The record is from RefSeq and is a predicted model, not a curated record. Lineage: Eukaryota; Metazoa; Chordata; Mammalia; Artiodactyla; Balaenidae.
AUGGUCAACAGCAUGAAGUGCUGGACACCUCUACUCAUGAUGUUCCUCUGUAUGGUACUACUGUCUGUGCUGGGAGGAAUGAAGGAAAAACAUAACCGCAGGGGGGAAUUGUUACUUCAGGAGUGCUGGGGACAGCCAACAGUCCAAGAAUGUGCCAAGAAGUGUUCUAGAACCUUUAGAUGUGUGGAAAUAAAUCACACAUGCUGCUGGACGUACUGUGGAAACAUCUGCUGGGAAAACACGGCUGGACUUGACAUUUUGGAGACCCAGAUCAUGGCAGAAUCUGCAUUUGCUUCUUCCCUUGCCUCCAAAAAUUUCAAGGAAGCACUGGACUUGAGCAUAACACCACCUCCCUUCCUCCAGCAGGGCCUGCCCACCUGA